AUGUUCCAGGUAUACUCUUCUUACAGAGGAGAGGUCUCAUGGAGCAAUAUGAUUGGUGUGAUAGGUGGUGACCUCUUCAUCUAUUGCCUUCACCGGCUGUCCAGGUGGGACUAUGGCUCCAUCGCCUCCCUCAACCGUGAUUUUAAUUCGGUGGUUCGUAACGGGGACAUCUACCGUCUGCGUCGCAAGAGUGGGGUGGCGGAGCACUGGCUCUACCUCUCUUGCAUUAAUGAUCCUCCAGAGUGGGAGGCUUAUGACCCGUCCACUGGGCGCUGGAUCCAAGUUCCCAAGAUGCCACCGGCUCAAAGCUUCAUCUGGGAGUCGCUCACCAUAGGAACCGAGCUGCUGGUGUUUGGGGCCUGCGGAAGGGUUGCCUUGAGAUAUAGCAUCCUUACCAAUUCAUGGACAGGGCUGGCUGAUGCGAUGAAUACCCCGCGGUACUGCUUUGGGUCAGCAAGUGUCGGUAAAAAGGCGUUUGUCGCAGGAGGCGCUGAUUCUUCUUAUAGACACUUGAGCUCCGGAGAGAUGUAUGACUUAGAGACACACACUUGGACACUCCUUCCCAACAUGAAUAGGGUUAGGUUCGGAUGCUCUGGCGCGUUCAUGGACGGCAAGUUCUAUGUGAUUGGUGGUAUUACCAGUGGGCUUGAGGUAUUGACAUGCGGUGAGCAGUAUGACUUGAUCCGGCGGUCAUGGAGGGUCAUCGACAACAUGGCUCAGGGGCUCAGCAUUGAAUUGUGGGGUGCUCCUCCGCUCAUUGCAGUCGUCAACAAUGAGCUUUAUUGCACUGAUUACAGUGAGAAUAAUGAUUUGAAGCAGUAUGAUAAGUUAAACAACAAGUGGAUCACUCUUGGAAAAUUGCCUGUACAGUCUAAGGACAAGGGCCGGGACAUGGGUUUCCGAGCGUUUGGUGACUGGCUGAUUGUUAUUGGGCCUCCAGCCAAUUCGGGUGAUGAAAAGGUGGUUGAGCUUCAUUCAUGGACCCCGGAUGGGCAACCGCCUGUGUGGAAUUUGUUUGCCACACGCCCAUACGGGGGCUUAGGUAUUCGAUGCGCUGUGAUGGGUUGCUGA
Triticum turgidum subsp. durum (durum wheat) is the source of this 1071-nucleotide messenger RNA. Lineage: Eukaryota; Viridiplantae; Streptophyta; Magnoliopsida; Poales; Poaceae. The record is from the annotation of a GenBank genome assembly.